Cadophora gregata is the source of this 288-nucleotide messenger RNA. RefSeq lists its product as uncharacterized. Bases 1 to 288 code for a protein of 95 amino acids. The record is from RefSeq and is a predicted model, not a curated record. The transcript is spliced from 2 exons. Lineage: Eukaryota; Fungi; Ascomycota; Leotiomycetes; Helotiales; Ploettnerulaceae.
AUGCCAACUCAUUCCAUCUACAUCCCACUCAUCAGAGGCCUCCUUCUCAUGAGCUUCAUUCUUGCCUCCAUAGUGGUCCUCUUGGCCAAUCUCAUAAAUCUUUUUGCUAUCGGGAAUGUGAUACAUGUUUUUUUUGUGGGAACAUCUGUGAUAGCUGCUUGCUUGACCUGGAGAGUUGUAUAUCUCUUGAGGGAGAUUCGUUUGGUGGAGGAAGAGAGGGGGAGGAGGAGGGAAGGGAGGUUCGUAGAUCGGGAUGGAGAGGAUAGUGGGGAUGAGGAGAGUGGUUAG